GACGGCCGCGGCGGGCCCUCACCGUGACCGUGACCGCCACCGCCCUCCCCACGACGCCAGGGCCCGAGGGCACCAUGACCCUGCUCAAGCUGUCCCUCAUGGCCUUCAGCUUCGUCUUCUGGGCAGCGGGGCUGACCAUGCUCAUCAUCGGCCUCUGGGCCAAGGUGUCUCUGGGCAGUUACUUGGCGCUGUCGGCCAGCGACUACCCCAGCGCCCCCGCCAUCCUCCUGGCCACCGGCGUCGCUGUCAUCAUCUGGGGCUUCCUGGGAUGCUUCGGCGCCGCUACGGAGCACCGGGGACUCCUGCGCGCCUACAGCGCGUUCCUGGCCGCCGUGCUGGCGGCCGGGCUGGCGGCCGGGCUCUCGGCGCUCCUGUACCGCCGGACGCUGGCGCAGGGCUUCCAGGCGGGGCUGCGCCGGGCGCUGCUGGCCUACGGGCAGGACGACGGCGUGGCGGACGCCCUGGACGCGCUGCAGCGCGCCUUGUCCUGCUGCGGUGUGGAGAGCUACCGCGACUGGCUGGCCUCUCCCUGGGGGCUGGAGCAGAACGGCUCGGUGCCCCUCAGCUGCUGCCGGGCCCGCCGCGGCUGCCAGAGCAGCCCGCCCGACGCGCGCAGCCUGCACCGCCACGGCUGCUUCGGCUCCGUGGCCGCCUUCGUCGGCAGCAACAUGUUUUAUGUUGCCAACGCUGCCCUGGGGCUGGCGCUGCUGCAGCUCGUCGGUAUCGUGCUGGCCUGCCUGCUGGCUGCCCGCGUCCCUGCCCACCUGCUGGGCAUCACCACCCCUCGCUGAGAUCCCCCGCUUCUGCCCCUUGUCCCCUCCAGUUCCCUUCUUUCCCACAUAACUGAGUAUAUCCCACUGGGAAUAUCCUUCCUUCAGAUUCACCAUUUCCACUUGAGCGUCCUUCUCCAGGCUCCAUUCGUCUGGAGGCUGUGUUAGGUGUGCUGUGAGCACCUCAAGCCCUUCAGAGGGGAAGGUGCUGGGAAGGUGCCUGCUGGCCUGGACACGCGUCCUGCAGGGCAGCAGGUCCCCACUGGAGCCUCCGGACCACUUCGGCAGGGAGUGGUGGCUGCAUGGUCACUCUCUGAGGCAGCAGGGACAUCUGAGGCAAGGCUGACUGAUUUUCUGGGUGGUGUACACACCAAGGCACCUAAACGUAGACCAGGAAAGAGUAGAAGAUGUAGGAGAGCAAGAGAGGUGUCUCUUGACAUUACACCAUGUAAGUUUUCUUCUGAGACUGGAAAGUGAUGUUACUGAUAAACUGCUGGAGUGCACGAGGGGCAGACCUGGUCCAGGGGCACACAGACAGCCAUGCCAGCAGCUGGCCCUGGGAGCUGCUUGAGGGACUGCCCAGCAUCGUGCAUCCCGUUGCCACAGAUAUCCUACCUUCGGGUGCGUUUUCUGCUGUUGGUAUUUCCAAUGCCGAUUUCUAUCUAAAGGUGGAGCUGCAGCUCUAAGUGUUACUCCCUCCUUCAGGAUAUGCCUGUCCUCUUAGCCAGUGUGUGGCUGGUUAUAUAUAUCUUUGCAGGGCUGAAAAGACCUAAAACCUUGUCGUACAAGAAGAUGGCAAAAGCUGUACGAUCAGAUCUGCUGAGGGGUGGCAAGUGGAGAGAAGGUUCGUUGCCCUUCAGAAGUUUGCUUUGAACUUUUACUAUUAAUAUCAGGAUAAAUGGAACAGGCUGACUGUUUUAUAGAAGUGUUUCUAAAAAUCAGCCCUCAGACUCUUAACAUUUUUCCUCUCUCAAAGGAUCUGUCUCUGAAGUGUGCCCCCACCUACAUUUUUGAAGCCAGACCUGUGUACAACCUGAGAGUAAAUGGAGAAUCCCCAAGACUUGUUGUGUAUCUCUGGGUGUAUUCAGGUCAGACAGCAAUAUAAAUCUACAAGAAUUUGGGGUUUUUUUUGUGACAGAGCUGGGUUUGCAUUUGGAGUUUGAGGAAAAGCAAGCCAUGGACUUCAGAGAGUCCUGAACUUUCAGAACUUAACUCCGGCUUGUUUCCACUUCCUUAAAACCUGUGAACUCUACUUUUAUGUGUUCUCUACCUCGCAGCACAAAGACAUGCCCACCUUAACCAGCAAACAGGGGAGGAAUGAUUUCAGAAAAGAAUCAAAGAACCACAAAGGAACUCCAGAACAUGGCAUCUCUUAGGAACGUGACUUGCAAAGCUGUGGAGAAUGGUCAAAUGAGUAAAGAAGAUGACUGGUAGCUUCAUGGGAGGAGUGGAGCAACUUUGGGGGAAAGGCUUUCUUUCAUGUAUUAGGUGGCUGUUUAGCUAUGAUAAUUGUGUUCCAGGUUAACAGUGUAGUGUGAACAGUCUUUGCAGUCAUUUGGGUAUUCACCUGCAUAGGUGGACUCUGGAAAUGUGUUAGGAAUCUCUGUAGGCAAAACAGUGCUUUAUUUUUGAGGGCUGAUGUUUAUUAUUUUACAAAAAUAUAUUUUUUAUUUUUGCUUGUAAAUGUCUCUGCAUUUUUUUUUUUAGUUAUGUGAUAGUGGAACUCCUUUUAUUUCCUGGAAGUCAAGAUGAUGUUGUACAAUUUUAACAAUGGGCAAAAAGUAUAGUUUGUAUGGUAAAUGGUACUUGAGAAAUAAAGUUUGGCAGCUGCUAAGAGCAAAACAGGUCACUGUGUCAGCUUGGAGUAUUUGCAUUGCUGUAUGUCUACACUUGCAACUAAAUGCAAGUGAAAUGAAGUUUACAUUGAAAUGUAGAGACAGAAGCAUGUUGCGAGUUUUAAAAAUUAUUAUUCAAAAGAUCCAUUAUAGAUGAAAUAAAACAGGCAUUAUAGAGACUGUGGGAAAGGGGCAUGGAAUUGCACUGGCUUUAUAAAAAGAUCUUCUAUAUUUGAGUUAAUAAGCUCUGAAAAUUUACAAGAAUAUGACAUUGCUCUAUUUUUACUUUACUGAUGACUAAAAUUAUUUCUGAUUUUGACCCUUGUUGCUUUAUGUGACACAUAGUAGUCAGUAAAAAUGAAGUACUCUGUUAAAACACAUUCAAACAUAGUGUAAAUAUGCACUUCAGUGAAUUUGUUUUGGUUUUAAGUUGCUAAGAGUAUCAAAAUAGGAGUAAGAGCAAGUUUGAAACGUACCAGUGUAUGUUUGUAUGGUGAUUGGGUCUGAAUCUGGGACAUCAGCUGAAUGUAAUAAAUAAUUAAAAAAUGUAAACCAUCA
This is a messenger RNA of Passer montanus (Eurasian tree sparrow), 3163 nucleotides long. Its product is annotated as tetraspanin-7-like. NCBI's taxonomy places the organism in Eukaryota, Metazoa, Chordata, Aves, Passeriformes, Passeridae. The record is from RefSeq and is a predicted model, not a curated record. The transcript has a single exon. Bases 75 to 791 code for a protein of 238 amino acids. Gene Ontology annotation, cellular component: membrane.